Molecule: messenger RNA, 1108 nt
Organism: Solanum dulcamara
Lineage: Eukaryota; Viridiplantae; Streptophyta; Magnoliopsida; Solanales; Solanaceae
Product: ubiquitin-conjugating enzyme E2 34-like
Exons: 10
Coding region: 245-889 (214 amino acids)
Source: RefSeq, a predicted model, not a curated record
UCAAUAUUUUAUCAAAUAGGAAAAAGGUACUAAUGUGGGCUGCAGAAGAAGAGUCAGAGAAACUUCAAUAAAGGGUCAAAGCUCCAGUUGGGGAUUUGAGAUUCUCAAUUUCAAUUCCCUUUUCAGUGCGAGAAUAAGUGAAACUCCAAGUAUCAUCCUGUAGUUUCCCUGCAUUUUGAAGCUUAGACCUGGCAGAAAAGGCAUGUGUAAAGCGACUCCAGAAGGAAUAUAGAGCACUUUGUAAAUGCAGGAACCUGUCUCCCAUGUUGUGGCCCGCCCUUCUCCAAAUGAUAUUCUUGAGUGGCAUUAUGUUUUGGAGGGGAAUGAAGGAACACCCUUUGCAGGUGGAUUAUAUUAUGGUAAGAUCAAGUUUCCUCCAGAAUAUCCAUUUAAACCUCCUGGAAUCAGCAUGGUUACUCCAAAUGGAAGGUUUAUGACGCAAAAGAAAAUUUGUUUAUCUAUGAGUGAUUUUCACCCAGAGAGCUGGAACCCGAUGUGGUCUGUGUCAAGCAUACUCACUGGACUGCUCUCUUUUAUGAUGGACACCAGCUCUACCACAGGCAGUGUAACAACAACAGUUGCUGAGAAACAGAAGCUUGCUAAGGCUUCUCUUGCUUUCAAUUGUAAAAACCCUGCCUUUAGAAAAUUGUUUCCAGAAUAUGUGGAGGAGUAUGAAGAGCAGCAGCUCCUGGUGCAUUCUGUUCAGGAGCAAGUGUCAUCCAUGCCAACUCAAGCGGAAAAUUGCACACCCUUAUUGGAUGGUUUGAAUAGAGUAGAGCCCCGUAAGGACAUGGAAAUCCAACGGAGGAAAUCUUUGCCAACUUGGUUGUUGCUGUUGCUAGUAUCAAUUUUUGGUGUCGUUAUGGCUCUGCCGCUACUUCAGCUUUGAUGGUGAGUUCCAUUAGCAGGGAACUUGCUACCCUGUAGAACAAAGCAUCCGAAAUCUAUGGUUGUGUAAUACUUAUAUGUGUAAUUACCAUUAGUGCAAAAUGUUCUAGGUUUGCCAUAUAUCUCUUGGGAAUGUAUAGGCAUGCCUUUACCCUUGCAAGAUGUUGUGGUUACACCAACAUUUGGUAAAUGCAAGUUUAGAAAAGUAAAUUUAAUUUCA